AUGGCACAUUCCGGAUACCACGCCAGAAUCGGAGCAGCUGCUCAAAUCCCAAUCAAUGAUUCAACUCCAAUAAUCUCCUUCAGUCCUGUUGUCCUUCCUGCCCCAGGACGUCUAUUCGACCUGGAGUUGCGUGUUACAUUUCCAGCCAUAGGAAAUGAUACACUCCCAAUCCUCCUUCUCUCGCACGGCCAAGGUGCUAGCAAUUAUCUUUCUUCCCUCGAAGGAUAUGCCCCAUUAGCCGAGUUCUACGCUGCUCAUGGCUUUGCAGUACUCCAACCAACGCACUUGAGGUCUGGAUUUCUGGGUGGUGGUCUUCCAUGGCCACAGGGAGAUGAAAUGUGGUGGAAAGGUGGUGCGGGGGAUAUGGUACAGAUUCUUGAUAGCCUUGAUACUAUUGAAUCAACCGUACCUGGUCUUAAAGGCCGUCUUGAUCACGCGAAAAUUAGUGUCGUUGGUCAUUCAGCCGGUUCACUUACGGUCUACGGGCUCCUUGGAUUUUCCAACACAGACCCCCGUGGUGGUCCUGUUUAUUAUCAACCGGAUAGCCGUGUUAAGGUCGGUGUUAUUCUUGCCGGUGUAGGUGGCUCGGGGGAAAACCUUUCAGAACAUGGGAAAGGUAUGAUACCAUUCUAUGGAGCAGAGUUUAGCAAGAUGUCGACCCCUGCUUUGGUGGUUUAUGGUGAUGACGAUGCUAGUCCGCAUCUUACGACCCGUGGCGCUGAUUGGCAUGCGGAUCCAUAUCAUGAAGCUCCGGGGCCGAAGGAUUUACUUACGCUUUUUGGUGCUAAACAUGGAUUGGGUGGGAUUAGCGGGUGGGAUGCGGGUGAGACCUUGGAUGAAAGUCCGGAGCUUCUGGGCAUCGUGCAGAGAAUGACUUGGGCGUAUUUGCGAAGUCAACUAUUUGAGGGAGAUACUGCUUGGGAGGAUGCUUGUAAGGCUUUGGCAGAGAUUGGAAAAGGGAAGGUUGAGAGAAAGGAGUAA
Molecule: messenger RNA, 981 nt
Organism: Orbilia oligospora ATCC 24927
Lineage: Eukaryota; Fungi; Ascomycota; Orbiliomycetes; Orbiliales; Orbiliaceae
Exons: 1
Coding region: 1-981 (326 amino acids)
Source: RefSeq, a predicted model, not a curated record